GUAAUUAGAGUGGGAAUAUCAAAGUUGGUUUUGGGUUCUCCAUCUGCAUAGAUAUCUCGCUUUUGUUUUUAUAGAAAAAUCACAAGAGGAAGCAGUGUAUGGAAGGGAAAGAAAAUGGGUUGGUGCGUAUGUUGUAGUAGUGGGUGUGCGAUGAUUCCUAAAGCAAUUGGGAGAAAGAGUUUGUUGUUCUCACCAAAUCGUAAUGCAAUUGGAAGUAGAAAUUGUGGCCAACGACUACGCGUUCGGGUUUCUAUGUUGGACUCUUCCGCUGAUUUCGCUAAGCGCAUAGAACGAGCCUGGUUAAUUUCUCAGCAACCAAGGCCAAUUGUGUGUUCAUCCUGCAAGUCAAAGGGGCAUAUAGAAUGCAAAUGGUGUGGGGGUACUGGUUUUUUUAUUCUUGGUGAUAACAUGCUUUGUGAAGUCCCGUCCAGAAACACUAGCUGUGUUAUUUGCGCUGGAAAGGGAUCAAUGUGCUGCUCUGAUUGUCGCGGAACAGGCUUUCGUGCAAAGUGGUUGGGAGAACCUCCUACUUCCUAGUAGCCAAUCUACUACUCAAAUGAUGGAGCCAUGGCUUCUAAGUGUGAAUUGUAGUUAUAUUAUACCUAGUUUCACGUGUGUCUGGCAGAUGCACCGGCCUCUUCAACUCGCAGAUUGCUUAUUCAUUGAACAAUAUUGUCCAGACUCAUUUUUUAACAAACACUGACAUAUAACUAGAAGCAAUCAGUUCUUAUUCUUUUUGUUAUUUAGUUGUAUAAGUGUCAUUGUUUUACAAAAUGAAAUAUGGAGCAAUUUUGAAACCCUGAUACAGGUGAUUCUAUUUCAACAUGUAAACGUUUAAUUUUGUAGAGGUUAAUUUAGCAACAAAAAUCAUUUGGUUCACCUACAAAUAUUUAUUUUGUCUUUC
Abrus precatorius (Indian licorice) is the source of this 904-nucleotide messenger RNA. Its product is annotated as chaperone protein DnaJ. The coding region runs from base 115 to 537 and encodes 140 amino acids. The transcript has 3 exons. NCBI's taxonomy places the organism in Eukaryota, Viridiplantae, Streptophyta, Magnoliopsida, Fabales, Fabaceae. The record is from RefSeq and is a predicted model, not a curated record.